Messenger RNA from Cariama cristata (Red-legged seriema), 1362 nucleotides. RefSeq names its product lipase member H-like. Gene Ontology annotation, molecular function: lipase activity; carboxylic ester hydrolase activity. The coding region runs from base 1 to 1362 and encodes 453 amino acids. NCBI's taxonomy places the organism in Eukaryota, Metazoa, Chordata, Aves, Cariamiformes, Cariamidae. The record is from RefSeq and is a predicted model, not a curated record. The transcript is spliced from 10 exons. Gene Ontology annotation, biological process: lipid metabolic process.
AUGCUGAAAUUGUGUUUCUUCAUCUGUUUGCUAUACUGGGUGAAAUCAGAUGAGGAGAAAAAAUGUCCUGAAUUUACAGAUCUUGAUAUAGGUGAUGCUUUGUCUGGAACAGAACUCCGAGUCCAGCUACUGCUAUACACAAGGGAAAAUCCAAAUUGUUCUGAGAGACUCAUUGAACACAAUGUUACUGCGUCUGCACACCUUAAUACCUCCAAGAAAAUCAUCUUUGUUAUUCAUGGCUUCAGACCAACGGGAUCUCCACCGGCAUGGCUAGGUGACAUGAAGAAGCUUUUACUGUCUUCGGAGGAUAUUAAUCUCAUUAUAGUUGAUUGGAAUCGUGGUGCUACAACUGUGAAUUAUAUAACUGCUGUUGAAAACUGCAAAAAAGUCGCAGAAAUACUGAAGAACUAUGUUGACCAGAUGCUGGUGGGUGGAGCUUCUCUCAACUCUAUGUAUAUGAUUGGAGUUAGUCUUGGGGCUCAUAUAGCUGGUUUUGUUGGCCAGAAGUAUAACGGCAAACUUGGCAGAAUUACAGGUCUUGACCCAGCGGGCCCUUUGUUCACUCGACAAUCACCAGAAGGGAGACUGGAUCAUACUGAUGCGCAAUUUGUUGAUGUAAUCCAUUCAGAUACUGAUGCACUAGGUUUCAAGAAACCUUUAGGAACCAUUGAUUUCUAUCCAAAUGGAGGAAUGGAUCAGCCUGGUUGUCCACAAACAGUAUUCAGUGGACUUCAGUAUUUUAAGUGUGACCAUCAAAGAUCUGUCUUCCUCUUCUUAUCAUCUUUGAAAAGAAGGUGCAACAUAAUAACAUAUCCUUGUGACUCUUACUUGGAUUACAAAAGAGGAAAAUGUCUUGAUUGUGAAGCUUUCCAGCCGUUGUCCUGUCCAGUACUGGGUUAUUAUGCUGAUAGAUGGAAAAAACUGUUAAUCCCAAAGAGUUCAUCAACAAAAGCUUAUUUUGAUACCUCAGAUCAAGACCCAUUCUGCAUGUAUAACUACUUACUGGAUAUUACUACCUGGAAUAAAAGCAUUAGGAGAGGUUUCAUUAAAGUUAAAAUAACAGACUAUACUGGAAACACAGUAGAAUCCGAGAUGAACAGUGAAGUUUCAACGUUUCAGCAAUAUAAGAGAGUCAAAAUACUAACUGGAUUUUACCGAGACCUUGACAAAAUAUCAAAAAUUUCCUUGACCUUUUCUACGAAGACUUUAGUAGGACCAAAACACAAGCUUAGGGUUCUCCAGUUGAGGCUGAAAUCUCUGAAUAAUCCAGAAAGGCUGCAGCUGUGCAGAUAUGAUUUUGUACUGAUGGAGAACAUGGAACUGACCUUCAAACCUAUCCCUUGCCCAGAGAGGGGUACAUGA